AUGGCAGAGACAAAUACCGUAGAUUCCCACCUUGACGAUAUUAUUCUCGACGAGGAAUAUGUGAACAAAGCUUUGUGCCAUCUGAUGGGAAGUGAUUCAGAAAACUGCUCUUAUUCUCAGGGUUAUGUGAAGAGACAAGCUGUGUUUGCAUGCAACACGUGCACGCCCGACGCAGCACAGCCUGCAGGCAUUUGCUUGGCCUGUUCCAACAAAUGCCACGAUGGACAUGACAUCUUUGAAUUGUACACCAAAAGAAACUUUCGAUGUGAUUGUGGGAAUCGCAAGUUUGGUGAUUUCCGCUGUCUGCUAAUACCGGCCAAAGAUGAGGAAAAUGUGAAAAACCUUUACAAUCACAACUACUCUGGCUGCUACUGCUCGUGCGACCGGCCGUAUCCUGACGUGGAGGAUCAGGUCAACGAUGAGAUGAUUCAGUGUGUCGUCUGUGAGGACUGGUUUCAUACCAGGCAUCUGCAGUGCACGGUAGCCGAAUCUGAGGAGCUGCUGGAGAUGGUAUGCGAGGCCUGCAUGAAGAAGGCUCCUUUCUUGUGGACGUAUGCCGCUCACUUCUCAGGUAAUUCUCCCUUGCUGCUGAGCAAAACCAGUAUUUCGUCCGAGGAGGACGAAGAAGUGGAUGUCACAGAAGGAGAAGAAAAGCAGCACGAUUCAGAGUGGAGUAAAGUUAGCCAAGUACCUGACGGUCUUCAGGAACAGGAGCUGCUGCUGCUUUGCAUCUCGCCACUUGAUGGCACAGGAGAGCCUGUCCGCUCUCGGGGAGCUGCAACCAGCGCCUUUCCGUGUAAACGGAGCCACGACGACAUGACAGACUGGCCCGGGCGGACAAACAUGGCAGCUUGCAAGCUGAGGGAUCUCAAAGCCCAGAAUGUGCAGAGGGCUCAGCAGGGGGCGGUGUUCUGGCCGUACCAUUGGCGCUCUCAGCUGUGCACCUGCACAAACUGCAAGAGGGCAUACGUAGCCGCGCAGGUCCACUUCCUCCUGGACGAGUCUGACUCCAUUCUGGCCUAUGAGCAAAGAGGCCUUGACCGACCGUUUGGGCAGCACCCGCUGAUUGCCGUGACCAGUUCCAUGAACAAAGUGCAGCAGCUCGAGUUCAUUUAUGGUUAUAAUGAGAUGGUGACUGCAAUGUCUGCGUUUUUAAACCAAUGUAAAGCUGAAGAAAAGGUCGUCACGGCGGAAGAUGUACAUCAGUUUUUCGAGGAGCUGAAGGCCAAAAAACGGCGCAAACACUGA
Messenger RNA from Nerophis lumbriciformis (worm pipefish), 1248 nucleotides. Lineage: Eukaryota; Metazoa; Chordata; Actinopteri; Syngnathiformes; Syngnathidae. The record is from RefSeq and is a predicted model, not a curated record.